AUGGAUGAGGUCAUGAAUUCUCAUUCAGGAAGGAUGUUCAGCGAUAGAAAAUGGAUUGUUCCAUUCUUUGCAAGUCUGCUCAUUUCAAGUACCCUGCUUCUAACAGCGACUUUAAGGUUGUUUAUUCCUUCACAAAGUGAUGAGCAAUUGCCAUUGGAUGCUGUUUCGUUUGCAAAAGAGGAGGAUUCGAGUGGGUUUUUCAUUGAGCCUGAAUUAAGAAGUUCAUUGAAAGAAACAAGUGGUGUUGUGAAAAUGGAACCUCCAAGAUUAGCCUAUUUAAUUUCGGGUACAAAAGACGACAGUCGGAGAAUGAUGAGGACUUUGCAGGUUGUAUAUCACCCAAGAAAUCAAUAUGUUCUGCACAUGGAUCUCGAGGCUCCACCUCGAGAAAGAUUGGAGCUGACGAAUCUAGUGAAGGCUGAUUCAACAUUCAAUGAGGUAGAAAAUGUGCGUGUAAUGGCUCAAUCCAAUUUGGUUACAUAUAAAGGUCCUACAAUGAUUGCUUGCACGCUUCAAGCAAUAUCGGUUUUGUUGAGGGAGAGUAUGGAUUGGGAUAGGUUUAUAAAUUUAAGUGCUUCAGAUUAUCCAUUGAUGACACAAGAUGAUUUGUUUCAUGUGUUCUCCAACAUAACUAGAAAUUUCAAUUUUAUUGAGCAUUCUCAGAUUGCGGGGUGGAAAUUGAGUCACCGAGCGAAACCGAUCAUCAUCGAUCUAGGCUUUUACUUAUCCAAAAAGUCGAAACUUGCUUGGACAACUCAAAGACGCUCACUUCCAACAUCCUUCAAGUUGUUUACAGGUUAG
Molecule: messenger RNA, 801 nt
Organism: Cucumis melo (muskmelon)
Lineage: Eukaryota; Viridiplantae; Streptophyta; Magnoliopsida; Cucurbitales; Cucurbitaceae
Product: beta-glucuronosyltransferase GlcAT14B-like
Exons: 3
Coding region: 1-801 (266 amino acids)
Cellular component (GO): membrane
Molecular function (GO): glucuronosyltransferase activity
Source: RefSeq, a predicted model, not a curated record